Spinacia oleracea (spinach) is the source of this 2369-nucleotide messenger RNA. Its product is annotated as protein trichome birefringence-like 14. Lineage: Eukaryota; Viridiplantae; Streptophyta; Magnoliopsida; Caryophyllales; Amaranthaceae. The transcript has 6 exons. Gene Ontology annotation, cellular component: Golgi apparatus. The record is from RefSeq and is a predicted model, not a curated record. Gene Ontology annotation, molecular function: O-acetyltransferase activity. The coding region runs from base 324 to 1763 and encodes 479 amino acids.
AAAUACAGAUUACCUGAGAUCUUCUGCAACCUAUCUUCUUCAACCUAAUUUCAGUUUUCUGGCGGAAAAACUUUGAUACAAUCAGCAAGUUUGAUUGGGAAACGUGAAUAUUAGAUUGAAAUCUCGUUUCCCAUUCGUUUCCGGGAUGAAUUCAGUUUCAAACACGUCUCCAUUUUUCUGAAACGGUUUCGGCGCGUUCCGAAACGCGUUUCCCGGUUUCCCCGUUCCAGGACGUUUCGGAAACGUAUUCAUCUGGGUGAUCCAAGCUAGUUAAUGUGUCGAUUUUGAUCUUGACUCAAAGGUUAAGUGAUACGGACGGGAGGAUGAAGGGGAGUAUUUUGAGGCUGAGGGCUACAAAACUCUCUCUCAUCCUCAUUACUUUGGUCUGCACAAUGUUUCUUUUAUGGGGAUGGGAUAAAGCUCCUUUUCUUGUUUCCUUAAUUCCCCAGAGCCAAAGCCUCAGACUUUCUCCAGAUACAUUCAUUGGCUCCCCUAUGAAUGCUGUUUCUCCAGAGCCAAAGAAGGAUGCCGAUAACUUGCCCAAUUCUGCAACAAAUGAGGCAUCAGAUAAGCCUGAAGGAUAUGACAAAAAGAGCAAUGGAGAGGAUGGAGAAAAUUUCAAGGAAAAAGUGUGGGACGCAUCAGUGCCAGUGGACUCUGCAAAUACAAGCUCUGUGUUUACCAAGAAGGAGAAAGGGAAUAUCCCAUAUCAAGUAAAAAAGCAAACUUGCGAUUAUGCCAAGGGAAACUGGGUUGCAGAUGAUAAUCGGCCUUUUUAUUCUGGAGGUCGUUGCCUGCAAUGGCUUUCGGAGAUGUGGGCAUGUAGAUUGACGGACCGAACGGAUUUUGCAUUCGAGAAGUUCCGCUGGCAACCAAGAGAUUGUGAAAUGGAAGAAUUUAGUGGAAAAAAGUUUUUGAGAAGGAUGCGAAAUAAAACACUGGCUUUUAUUGGCGAUUCGCUGGGCCGACAGCAAUAUCAGUCUUUAAUGUGCAUGGUAUCAGGAGGUAAAUUGAGGCAUGAUGUCAUUGACGUGGGAUGGGAAUAUGGUCUUGUCAAAGCUCGAGGUGCUCUACGUCCUGAUGGUUGGGCUCAUCGCUUCACCCGCACAAAUACGACCAUCCUUUUUUACUGGUCAGCAUGUCUUUGUGACUUGCAGCCUGUCAACCCAUCUGACAAAAAUUCCGAAGUGGCCAUGAACCUUGAUCGUCCUCCCGCUUUUCUUCGCCGCUAUCUCGAUAGAUUCAAUGUUAUAGUUCUUAACACGGGCCACCACUGGAAUCGGGGCAAGUUUGAUGGAAAUCACUGGGUCAUGCACGUGGGUGGUGUACCCAACCUGAACAAGAAUGUGGCCGAGGCAAAAAAUUUCACAAUCCACAGUAUAGUCAAGUGGGUGGAUUCUCAGCUCCCGCAGCAUCCAAAAUUGAGGGCAGUUUACCGUUCUUUAUCUCCACGACAUUUCUUCAACGGGGAUUGGAACUCGGGUGGGACUUGUGAUAACACCAAUCCACUUUCUAAAGGAAAAGAGGUUUUAAAAGAGGAGAGUGGUGAUCCAGCAGCUGCUAUGGCUGUAAAAGGGACAAAAGUGAAAUAUCUAGACAUUACAGCUUUAUCCGAACUUAGAGACGAAGGCCAUAUGUCUAGGUAUACCAUUAAACCUAGACAGGCAACUGGACAAGAUUGCUUGCAUUGGUGUCUGCCCGGGAUUCCUGACGCGUGGAAUGAAAUCCUUUAUGGUCAGCUGUCAGCAUUAGGUAGAUUUUAACUCUUCAUUUCACCUCAAAGUACUCACAUCGGAUCCUCAACACUCUAACAUAGGUAUGGACCCUUUACACUUCAAUUUUGGACCCAAAAACAUUGAACAUUUGUCAUGAAAUAGGCAAGUCUGACAUUCUGGCACAUACUACCCGAAACCGAUUAAUAGAGGUUAUACAAGUUCUGGAUUAUACAUCAUCUUUCAGCUUCAUGGCUAGGAUAACCCUAAGAAACAUACAGGAAUAUGAACUCAUCUGGGUUUUAACUGAAGGUUGGCAUGUGUUGCUCCUUGUAACUUAUGGGUUACUCUUAUCCUUAGCCAGUUGUAUUAUGCCAAUUGUAUUACGUAUCCGUGAUUAAGUAUUGUAUGGAGUAUAACAACUCCAGUUUGCACAUUAACAGUCACAGAAGGGGGGAAUGUUGUAAUAGCAAUAGAUGGAAGAUGCUGCAGUAUACUUGAUAUGCUGGCUUGUGUAAAUGGAAUUCUGACUUUGUGAGUGGCAUCUUUAAUCUGGGUUUUGACUUGUAACACAGAACGCAGUGCUCUUGAAUCUUUGAUGUACAUGAUGUGUUUUUUUUCUUUGGCUAAUUGAAGAAAAUACUGGCAUACUGCAAA